Molecule: messenger RNA, 4600 nt
Organism: Lagopus muta (rock ptarmigan)
Lineage: Eukaryota; Metazoa; Chordata; Aves; Galliformes; Phasianidae
Gene: TUBB1
Product: tubulin beta 1 class VI
Exons: 4
Coding region: 2573-3913 (446 amino acids)
Biological process (GO): microtubule cytoskeleton organization; mitotic cell cycle
Cellular component (GO): microtubule; cytoplasm
Molecular function (GO): GTPase activity; structural constituent of cytoskeleton; GTP binding
Source: RefSeq, a predicted model, not a curated record
UGGCUCUUCAUUUCAAAUUUAAAAUAUAUUCUCUGCUACUGUGGAAAAACUGGUUCCUUUUAAGCAAAACUACGUUAAAAAAAAACGCCUCUGAAUGCCUCCCUGCAUGUGUAUAUUUGUUGCUAAUGUGUACUGGAGUGGUGAAAAGUGAAAAAAUAAGGACAAAAAAAAAAAAAGAACAAAUAAACAAUCAAACAACCCAGUAACCACAAAUGCAGGUUGGUUGUGGUCCUUCCUUACACCCAUCACUAGACUUUGGUAUCUCAGGCCCAUUCUGAUGGUGGUGGAAGCAGCGGUCAGGCUGAUAACAGGAGCUGUGGGACAGGCUGGUAACAGCUGGGCUUGGUGCCAGGCUGCCCCUAAUCUCUGCUGUGCCAAAAGUUGCUCAGAGCCAACCCUUCCCCACGUCUCCUCUCUCCCUUGUGACACGUGCUGCUAAUCUGCAGCAGCAAACGUCUGUCCCUGGGAAGUGUACUUGAGAAGCUAACAGGCUCAAGGUUUCUCAGCAAUGAAGCAUGACAGAGCUGCAAACAAAACCUAGAGAGAAACGUGGUUUUCAUACAGGUUUGGUACGAUGGGAGAUGUGAGGCCACAUAGAAGCACUCUUAGCGAGGGCCAGAAAAGAGGCAUAAAAGCACUUCUACAAAGCACUGGGAUUCCUUGUGUCACAUGCAAUAGUAAUAAAGGCUGCAUUAGGAAUUGCUUCAGAGGAGGCAUAUGACUCCCAGGAGAUAUUUUUAGCAAGAGACAAAAACAAUGUUUCGUGAUUCUAUAUUGCAUAUUUCCUUCACUUCCCUUUUUUUUCUUUCUUUUUUUUUUCUUUUUUUUUUCUUCUUUUUUUCCCGCUGCUUGUGAAAUGCCCUGAAAUGCCCUCAGUGAGUGCUGCUGAAAUUAUGUUGCCAAACAUUUUGGACAAAAAAUUGGGGUCUUUGGCUUCUCCAUAAAUCUUAGUUAUUGUAAAUUAACACAUUGGAUAUGUUAAGUAACAUUUAUUUGCUGUUAGUUGCUCUCUGACACCUUGUGUCCUUGCAGCCCCCAAUCAGAACCCAACAGAAGGGCUGUGGGGGGUCAGGCUCCAUGUUGGGAAAAGGCUUCUGCACCAAAGGGUGGUGGGCACAGCCUUGACCUGUUGGAGUUCUUUACUUACAGAUCUUUAUUUACUUUACGUGUUACUGUAUUAUGGAUCUUGCUUUUAAUGACAGUUUAUAGCUUGGCAGGGAGUGACAGAGCGUUUCCUAGCUCCUUUUUGUGAUGCUGCUGCGUUGCUAAACUUUGUCUUGGAAGUAGUUAUCUGCUCCUGCAUUGGCUGGUGGGAAAGUGGAAGUCAUCUGUGGUAGGGAAGUCUGGAAUAAGCUGAUUUUUCUCUUGUAACAGAAUGAAAGCUCAUAGAUUCCUUAUCAUUAGUAACCCAUAAUGUGGUAAAAGUUACUUUCAAAAAGCCUAGUCCUUGCAGUGCCAUCUUUUCAUGCAAAAUAACCAAAAGUGCUUUCCUAAUUAUAGUUCUUUCUCCUAUCCUUAUAAAUAACACUAGCAAAGCAGUGUCAGUCAUCUGACAUAAAAAAAAUACUCUGUUUCCAGAAGACAGUCCAUCCUGGGCUUCUGUUGCUCAGUGAUAUUGGCCCUGUUUAUCAGCAGUCACGUUUCACUCAGGCUUGCAUUAUUUCCUUGAGUGCAGUGAAGCAUUUCACGCUAUGGGCGUUAUAGCUAAUUGCACCAGAACUGGGAUUUCAAUCCAGCAUUUUCCUGGAGAAUUCCAAUGCUACACCUCAGAUACAAGAAAAUAAGAAAAACAAUAUAAGAAAUAUUGUCUUUCUUAGUGGUGGGAGAGAGGAGUGGGGACAGAGAAGGCGUCUGUGCAAGUUGGUCACUGGUUGACCCAGUUCUCAGAUUGGCUGAAAAUUAUGGAUUCCUAUAUUCCUGAGCAGCACACAGGGAAUUGGGAGUGCACUGUUAUGUUCAGGUCUUACAAAGUAUUUUUUCUUGCUGGCUGUGUCCCUCUUCUUCAUGCAGUUGUACACUGCAAAUGAUGCUUAAUAGUGAACUGCAAGUUUGCCAGGCAGCGUGCUAAUGUUGUCAUUAUAGGGAAUUAUUGCUCAGAAGCUGUUAUUGUUUUUAUUAUGGAUGUUGCAGUGUGUGACUUUCAUUACGAGUAGUUUAUGUGGUAGAAGCAGAGGUACUUAGUGCUGUUCAUUUUUGCUUGUACUCUUCCUACAUGAAUAUGUGUUUCUACAUACGAUAUACGUAAAAUCAUUAAGCACCAAUGCGGUGCACACAGUCUGGAGUCACACUGCUGCACAAAGAACUGGAAUUAAGUGUUGUGUGUAUGUGACAAUUGUCUCUUCCAAAUGGUGAGUAGAUGCUUUGCCUCCUUGUGAAACAUCUGAUGAGCCACUUGUGAGGAGUCAGCUACUCCCCUUGCUGGCAGAGUGACAGUCCCAGCAGUAUAAAAGGGCCCUGAGGGGCAGACUGUGCUGGGAGGAGCUGAUACAGCAGCAGAACGAGGGCUUCUCCUAGGGACUGCAGCUGGAAAAGCUGUGCUAGGUUGUAGCUACCAACACUUAAGCUACACAAAAUGCGUGAGAUCGUGCACCUUCAGAUUGGCCAGUGUGGAAACCAAAUUGGAGCUAAGUUCUGGGAGGUGAUAAGUGAUGAACAUGGAAUUGAUAUUGCUGGAAACUACCAUGGGAAUGCAUCGCUGCAGCUUGAGCGAAUUAACGUGUACUUCAAUGAGGCUUAUUCCCAUAAAUAUGUGCCCCGUUCUAUCUUGGUGGACCUGGAGCCUGGUACAAUGGACAGUGUACGAUCUAGCAAAAUUGGCCCACUAUUUCGACCUGACAAUUUUAUUCAUGGUAAUUCAGGUGCUGGAAACAACUGGGCUAAGGGCCAUUACACAGAAGGAGCUGAACUGAUUGAAAAUGUCAUGGAUGUGGUCAGGAACGAGUGUGAGAGCUGUGACUGCCUGCAGGGAUUCCAGCUCAUCCAUUCUCUUGGGGGUGGUACGGGCUCAGGUAUGGGCACGCUCCUCAUCAACAAAAUCAGAGAAGAAUAUCCCGACAGAAUUAUGAACACUUUCAGCGUUGUUCCUUCACCCAAAGUCUCUGACACAGUUGUAGAGCCCUAUAAUGCCAUCCUCUCCAUCCAUCAACUAAUAGAGAACACAGAUGAAACCUUUUGCAUCGACAACGAAGCACUAUAUGAUAUAUGUUUUAGAACUUUAAAGCUCACCAAUCCCACCUAUGGUGACCUCAAUCACUUGGUGUCCCUAACAAUGAGCGGUGUUACAACCUCACUCCGUUUUCCUGGUCAGCUGAAUGCAGAUCUGAGGAAGCUGGCUGUUAACAUGGUGCCCUUUCCUCGCCUGCAUUUCUUUAUGCCAGGCUUUGCUCCUCUAACAGCACGAGGUAGCCAGCAGUACAGAGCCCUCUCAGUGCCAGAGCUUACUCAACAGAUGUUUGAUGCACGCAACAUGAUGGCAGCCUGCGACCCCCGUCGUGGGCGUUAUUUGACUGUGGCAUGCAUCUUCAGGGGCCGAAUGUCUACCAGAGAAGUGGAUGAACAGUUACUGUCUGUCCAGACCAAGAACAGCUCCUACUUUGUGGAGUGGAUCCCUAAUAAUGUCAAAGUAGCUGUGUGUGACAUACCGCCGCGAGGACUGAAGAUGGCAGCUACCUUCAUUGGCAACAACACGGCCAUUCAGGAGCUCUUCAUCAGGGUUUCUGAACAGUUUUCAGCUAUGUUCAGAAGAAAAGCGUUUCUCCAUUGGUACACUGGAGAAGGCAUGGAUGAGAUGGAGUUUUCUGAAGCAGAGGGAAACACCAAUGACCUUGUUUCUGAGUACCAGCAGUACCAAGAUGCCACUGCAGAUGUUGAGGAAUACGAAGAAGUGGAAGCUAGCCCAGAAAAGGAAACAUAAAAACAAUGGCAGUAUAAAACAUUCUCCAAGUAAGCCUGUUGUCAUUCACUAAAGGAAAAGCACCAGCCACAAGCCACGUAACAAAAAUAACACCUUCCUUAAGAUUAUUUUCCUCUCCAAAGUUACAAUACAGUGCUUUUGAAAUUAACAGCAGGUAUGCUCUACUUUCCUGUCUACACUAAAUCACUCCCAGAAAUGAUCCACUAUGAAGACAGGUUCCCUCCUAACAGUCUUGUAAAUGUAUUCCCUUCUGGAAUAUUAUUGCUAGAUAUACAAUAUACAGCCUGUGUGUGUGUAUUAGGAUCACAAGCAAUUGCAAAAGAUGUUAUAAACUUGUCAGAUUUACUUAUUUUCAGGUAACCACAGUCCAUGUUCUGCUUGUGAACUUGCUGCUGUGUUGGGAACACACACGUGUAGGGCCUAUAAAGGCAGCAUGCCAUCAUGCACUCUAGAGAUGCAUCUAGAGCUGCAGACAAUUUCAGUUCCUUUAGCAGCAGAAUGAAGGGGAAAAACAAAUGACUAAAUAUUCACUUUUUUUAAAUUUUGUUAAGAGGAUGUAUUUUAAUAGUUCUGUCACAUUGCUGGUUUGCAUUACUGCAGAGCUUGUACUCAUUUUGUGGCUUAUUUCAAUUUCAAACUAUAGCUUCAGUUACACUGGCAUACCAAGUUGUAAACAGUUUAACAGUU